AUGAAGACUUUCGGAUCACUCAUCACAGCCUUCGGGCUGCUUGCCGUAGUCAACGGUCAAAAGUAUUCCAAUGAUACUGGUAUCGCGUAUACGACUAUCACUACUGAUAUCUAUACUACCGUCUGCCCAUCUCCCACAAUGUUCUCCAUGGGAUCCAAGACCUAUACUAUCACUGAUUCUACUACCUUGACCAUCACUGACUGCCCUUGUACAUACUCUACCACCAUCGGUAAGACUCUUCCAACAAUUUCAGCAUCCUCCUCGAGCAAGCCAAGCAACUCGGUUCCAUCUGCUUCAGCUUCCUGGUCAAGUAAGCCAAGCAACUCGGUUCCAACUUCAUCCUGGAGUGUUUCCAGCAGUGUCUCCUCGGUUAUCAAAAGCAACGCGUCUGUCCCUCUCGGAACUGGACCAACUUCAAAGCCUGUCAAGCCAACCGGGACCGGGCACACAACAUGGACCACCUACACCACCGACAUUCUUACAACUGUCUGCCCUACCCCAACUACAUUGACUAUUGGAUCCAAGACAUAUACAAUUACUAAGUCGACUACUUUGACCAUCACCGAUUGUCCUUGCACUGUUAGCAAGCCACAUCCAUCCAGCAGCUCAAUCCCAAUUACCCCAUCAUACAGUCAGAGCAGUAUCAAUUCUACCUCUACGCCAAAGACUACAAUUGCUGUUCCUUCUUACGCUAAUUCCACAAUCCCUGUCCCUACUGCUCCAGUCUCAUCAAAGACUGCCUCAUCAUCCAGCCAGAGCAGUAUCAAAUCUACCUCGACACCAAAGACCACAGCGAUUAUUCCUUCUUACCCUAAUUCCACAUGGUCUUCUCCUACUGCUCCAACCCCACCAAAGACUACCCCAGUCGUCUGGACCACCACUGUUGUCAGCAGCUAUACCACUUACUGCCCAUCCCCCACUACCGUUGCCAUUGGUAACCACACCUAUACUGUCUCAUCGGCCACAAAUUUGACCGUCACAAAGUGCCCAUGCACAGUCAGCUACACCUCAAGUGUUCCUUCUUACACGGCCCCAGUUGUUCAACCUACUCCAAGUACCAUCACCCUGUCAUACUUGACAACUUACUGCCCGGCACCAACCACAAUCACCGUUAGCUCGGUUCCCCAUACAAUCACUGCUCCUGGUACCGUCAUUAUUCCAGUUGUCACGGUCUCGGUGGGUACUCCUGUAUAUAAUACAUCAGUUCCAUCCUCGCCUGUUGCUGUUCAGCCAACUCCGAGCACCAUCACCCUGUCAUACUUGACAACUUACUGCCCGGCGCCAACCACAAUUACCGUUAGCUCUGUUCCCCAUACAAUCACUGCUCCUGGUACCGUCACUAUUCCAGUUGUCACGGUCUCGGUGGGUACUCCUGUAUAUAAUACAUCAGUUCCAUCCUCGCCUGUUGUUGUUCAGCCAACUCCAAGCACCAUCACCCUGUCAUACUUGACAACUUACUGCCCGGCACCAACCACAAUCACCGUUAGCUCUGUUCCCCAUACAAUUACUGCUCCUGGUACUGUCACCAUCCCAGUUGUGACUGUUUCUGUUGGUACUCCCGCAUACAAUACACCAGUUCCCUCUGCAUCAGGUUCUUCUGGACCUGUUAUUUCUGUAGAUACUCCAGUCUACCAAACAGUUCCCGGAGUUUCUACUCCAGCUGCCACUGUUCCGGUCGCCACUUUCCCAGUUGCCAGCGCCCCAAUUGCCAGUAACCCAGCUGCCAGUGUUUCAGUCUCCAGUGUUCUAAAUGCCAGCAUCCCAGUUGCUAGCGUCCCAGCUGCUAGCGUUCCAGUUGCCAGUGCUCCAGUCGCUAGCAUCCCAGUUGCCAGUAUUCCAGUCGCCAGUAUCCCAACCGCCGGUAUUCCAGCCACCAGUGCUCAAGUUGAAAGUGUUCCAGUUGCCAGUGGUCCAGUUGCCAGCGCCCCAAUUGCCAGCAUCCCAGUUGUCAGUGUUUCAGUCGCCAGUGGUCCGACUGCCAGCAUCCCAGAUGCUAGUAUUCCAGUCGCCAGUGCUAAAGCUGAAAGUGCUCCCGUUGCCAGCGUCCCAAGUGCUGUUCCAGUUGCCACUAGCCCAGCGGCUGCAUCCACCACUUUGGCCUCCGCAACCACCUCCAUCGCUAGUGGCACCAAAACUGGCCCAGCUCAAUUCACUGGUGCUGCCAUGAAGGUUGAUACCGGUUUCGGUGCUAUGGCCGUCGCUGGUAUCGCAGCCUUAAUAUUGUUGUAA
This is a messenger RNA of Sclerotinia borealis F-4128, 2229 nucleotides long. The record is from the annotation of a GenBank genome assembly. NCBI's taxonomy places the organism in Eukaryota, Fungi, Ascomycota, Leotiomycetes, Helotiales, Sclerotiniaceae.